Molecule: messenger RNA, 2334 nt
Organism: Pestalotiopsis fici W106-1
Lineage: Eukaryota; Fungi; Ascomycota; Sordariomycetes; Amphisphaeriales; Sporocadaceae
Exons: 5
Coding region: 1-2334 (777 amino acids)
Biological process (GO): double-strand break repair via homologous recombination
Cellular component (GO): cytoplasm; chromosome; nucleus
Molecular function (GO): 3'-5' DNA helicase activity; nucleic acid binding; four-way junction helicase activity
Source: RefSeq, a predicted model, not a curated record
AUGGAUGACGAUUACGAUUCGGGUGAUGACCUCUUUGAUGGGGUUGACCCCGACCAACUUGCGACAUCUCAAAAAAGAACGCGCGAAGCACACAGCAAUGACGAGCUGCAGGAAGCGAAACGCGUCAAAAUCACCAGCUCGGGUACAGAAGUCGGCGAACUUAUAGACCUUGCCCGCUCAAUUCUCCAUGAAAAAUUCGGACACGACAGUUUUCGCCAUGAGCAAGAGAAAGCUAUCGACGCUAUUCUCAAUGGCCACAAUGCGCUGACUAUAUUUCCGACUGGCGGCGGCAAGUCGCUCUGCUACCAGAUUCCUGCGGUAGCGUUCGAAGAGAUGGACAAGCAAAGCAAUGUCGAGAGGGACUUCGGAUCUGGGAUUACCAUUGUUGUGUCGCCAUUGAUCGCCCUCAUGAAGGAUCAGACCGAUGCCCUCAAGGCCAAGGGCAUCGCCGCCGAGUGCUCUGACUCGACAAAAACCUACGAGGAAAACCAGCAGAUACACGCUGAUAUCCAUUCAGGUAGACUGCGUCUUCUGUACUGCUCGCCAGAGAAGCUCAACAACGAAGCCUUCGUGGCCAGCAUAAAGCACGUUCCCGGAGGCAUUAGACUUAUUGCCGUGGAUGAAGCGCACUGUAUCUCUGAGUGGGGCGCGUCUUUUCGGCCGGAGUAUUUGAAAGUGGCCCGGUUCACAAAGGAAAUCAAAGCCGAGAGAGUUAUUUGUCUAACUGCGACUGCGACGCCACGGGUUAUGGACGACAUUUGCCAGGCCUUUGCGAUCGACAAGCCUUUUGUCUUCCGCACCUCUCCCUACCGGUCUAAUCUUCAGCUCCUUGCAGAAAGCACCCUAACCAAGCAGGACAAAUACCCCAAGCUAUUCCAAUUUCUCAAUGACCACCCUGGACCGACUCUGGUCUACGUAACGCUACAGAAGCAGGCUGAAGACAUGGCCAGAGACCUCACUAAGCAAGGCUUUGAGGCCGAAGCCUUUCAUGCUGGCAUGGAUGCAAAGAAGAAAGCUAAAAUACAGGAGCGCUUCAUGGCUUCCAAGCUUCGCAUUGUAGUUGCCACAAUUGCGUUUGGCAUGGGUGUUGACAAAUCUAAUAUUCGCAACAUCGUCAAUUGGGAUCUCCCCUCGACGGUUGAGGAAUACAGUCAACAAGUUGGUCGCGCUGGUCGUGAUGGCCUGCCUAGUACGUGCUUGAUGUACGUCUGCCCGGAUGAUUUCUAUAUUCGAGAGAACUUUGCCCGUGGCGAUCUUCCAUCAAAGCUAGCAGUGCGAGCUGCGCUGGAAGAUGUUUUUACAUCUGAGGUUAGUCAUGAGUUUGAAGGCAAUGUUCUCAAGUUAGGACACUCGGAGCUGUCCAGAACCCACGACAUCAGAAUGAGUCCUCUUGCCGUGUUAUUUGCUACAUUGGAGCUUCGUUUCGGUCUACUAAGAGCUAUUACGCCGGAAUACACGUCGUGGAAAUUCAAAGACAGGGGUGCCUAUGUUCCAAUUUCUCAGCAAGACAGAUCGCCCGCUGCCAAGGCGAUCGUCAGCUACUCGAAGAAAGCUCUCACUCUCUACCACUUUAAUCCCAAAGAAGCCAUGGCCGCCACUGGUAUUCUCCGCUCAGAUUUGAUGAACAAGAUCAAUGAGUGGCAUAAUCGAGGAGCCAUCGAAUUAAAUGCUUCCGGUGUCGUCAAUCGGUAUCGUAUCUUGGAUCAGCUUCCGUCCAAUGACGUCGAAAUCGAUGCGUUGACCGAGGAGCUCUACGCAGAUAUGCAAAAUCGCGAGAAGGACGCACUCAAUCGCAUGCAACAGGUUGUCAACCUAGUUACCGGACGCCAGUGCUUUGCAUUUGCUUUGGCGGAGCACUUUGGCAUGGGCCUUCCUUCAGGGAAGAAUAGUUGUGGCCACUGCACCUUUUGCAUGACAAAACAGCCUGUGAUCCUUCCAAACAAAACGAUACCACCUGUUGAUUUCGAGGGAAUCAAGGAAGUACUUGCAGCUUGUGAUGUACGUGAUGAUCCUCGGUUCUUGGCCCGAGUGGCAUUCGGAAUCAAGAGUCCAAGGGUAACAUCGCUCAAACUUGCCAACAACCCCGUCUUCGGAUCACUUAUUGAGCAACCAUUCGACUCCCUGCUCAAAGAGUUUGAGCAUGCUUGCAAAUCCGCGCAGUACGGCGCGUUCCAAAAAAGCUCUCAACAGCCCGCCAAAUCGGGUUCACAGAAGAAGGCCAAGUCAUCAUAUAGUGCUCCUUCAAAUUCUUCAUCCAGAGGAAGUAGAGGCAAAAGUUACACGUCCCGCGGUUCAUACGGCAACACUCAAGGCUCACAUGGCAAGUCGUACUAA